Molecule: messenger RNA, 2261 nt
Organism: Ceutorhynchus assimilis (cabbage seed weevil)
Lineage: Eukaryota; Metazoa; Arthropoda; Insecta; Coleoptera; Curculionidae
Source: the annotation of a GenBank genome assembly
AGAAUACCUUCAAUUUUUUUUUCUAAAAUUUAAAAACACAAAAAGACUAUAAUUUUUCAAUAAAUGUACACUACAAUAUAUUGAAAUGGUAAAAUUUAAUGUUCUAAAGGGACUGUACGAAACCGAGAAAACUAUAGGAUGCGGGGGCUUCGCAAAAGUAAAACUGGCCACCCAUUUGGCUACCGGAGAAAAGGUUGCCAUCAAGAUAAUGGAUAAGAAAAUGAUGGGCGAUGACUUACAUAGAGUUACUUUGGAGUUGGACGCUUUGAAAACUUUCCGGCAUGAUAAUAUUUGCCAACUUUAUCAAGUAAUAGAAACUGAAACUCAUUUCUUCAUUGUAAUGGAAUACUGCUCAGGAGGAGAACUUUUUGAUCACAUAGUUGAGAAAAACAGACUUACAGAAUCAGAAAGCAGAGGCUUCUUUAGGCAAAUUGUAAGCGCUGUUGCUUACCUGCACAGCUUAGGCUAUGCCCACAGGGAUUUAAAGCCUGAAAACGUCCUAUUGGACAAACAUCAAAACCUCAAGCUGAUAGAUUUUGGAUUGUGUGCUAAGCCAGAUGGAGGUAUGCAAAGUCCCUUAUUUACUUCCUGUGGGAGUCCCACUUACGCCGCCCCUGAACUGAUUUUGGGGCAGCAAUAUUUUGGACAAGAAGUGGACGUUUGGGCCAUGGGGGUUUUAUUGUACGCCUUAUUAGUUGGCAGUUUACCUUUUGAUGAUUUGAAUGUUAAUAAUUUGUACAAGAAGAUUUUGAAUGGACACUACGAAGAACCAGCCUUUAUCUCCAAAGAAAGCAAAAAGCUAAUAAGAUCGAUGCUCCAAAUAGAACCAAGCAAACGCAUCAAAAUCUCCCAGCUUUUGAACCACCCCUGGUUAACUUUAGGAAUUUUCGAUCCGGUAAACUACAAGACCAAAACCAAAAAAGACUUGGACCGCACUUGCGUGCAAACAAUGAGCAAAUUCAUGAACAUCGAUGAAAAUUCCUUAAAACUUGAACUAUCAGAGUGGUUAUGGGACUACAACACUGUAACCUACUUGCUGUUGUUAAACAGAAAAACCAGGGGACAAAGUUUGAGGCUCUAUCCAGCUGCUUACGGCUGGAAGUUUCCAGUUUUAGUAGAACUUACUGCAAACCAUUCAACUCCUAAUAACAAGCAAACCAGGACAAGGCGUAAGUUUGUGCGCAGCCCCGGCUAUUUGAGUCCGACUGGUCAAUUUUUAGAGCCCGAUCGGAAGGCUUUAAAAAGGCCCAGGAGCCCCGCUUUAUUGGACGAAGCAUCACCUGUGCCCUCCAAAAAAUUGACGCCUGCCAAAGGGACACCGCUAAAGACACCCGACAGAAAUGAGACUCCGAGCUCUGCAAGAAAACUACUACUGGGCAGCAUUGAAAGGUCCCUACAUAAGAUGCGGCACGCUUUGACACCGAAAAAACCACUAGAUUCAAUCAACAAUAGCCCAAUUAUGCUUAACAAUAAGAAUUUAUGCAACGUUUCAACAACUCAGUGCAAAGACCCAGAACUAGUAAUUACGGAAUUAUCACGAGGUCUGGAGAAAAAAGGCAUCAAUUGUACUAGAAAAGGAUUUACAUUGAAAGGCAGCUUUGAACCGGCAGUUUUCCAUCGAUUGGGCGGCUGCUCGUUCGAGUUGGAAAUUUGCUUUUUGCCCAAUUUAGGGUUGCCCGAUUGUCUUACACCUACAAAAUCGAUUUUGAAGCACAGCAUUUUAAAUAAGGAGUCAAUUGAAAGUAAUGGUUUUGUUGGGAUCAGACGUAAGAGGCUCAAGGGUGACUCGUGGUGCUACAAGAAAGUUUGUGAGCAAGUGCUGGCUUUAACUUGCACCGGGUUUAUUAAUAAUAAUUCAAAGGAGUCUGUUUUGGAGUCUUCUGUUUAGGGGAAUUUUUUUGGUAUUUUGUAUGUGAUUUCACACUUGACAAUAUGAUAAUAUGGUUGAUUUUUCAAAUUUAAAUUGGUCUUUUUGAAGUGUGUAACAGUGAUUCUUUGAUUGAUUUUUCCAAAGAAUAAACUAUCAUAUUGUCAAGUCCAAUACAAAUCUUUAUAUAGGAGGGAGUUUUUAUAUCGUACUGUGAAUACAGGGUGGAGUAAAUUUUUGGUACUAUGUCAAUAACCUAAAUUAGCUAGUUUCGUUUUCACUGACUCACCCUGUAUUUAUUAUUAUAUUAUUAGGGUCUUGAUUAUUAAUACAUAAGAAAUACUUUUACACUUAUAUAAUAUAUAUUUUUUAUUUACUGAUUAUUGAUUAUUAA